Molecule: messenger RNA, 5390 nt
Organism: Petromyzon marinus (sea lamprey)
Lineage: Eukaryota; Metazoa; Chordata; Hyperoartia; Petromyzontiformes; Petromyzontidae
Gene: KCNAB1
Product: potassium voltage-gated channel subfamily A regulatory beta subunit 1
Biological process (GO): potassium ion transport; regulation of potassium ion transmembrane transport; transmembrane transport
Cellular component (GO): membrane; cytoplasm; voltage-gated potassium channel complex
Molecular function (GO): voltage-gated potassium channel activity; potassium channel regulator activity; transmembrane transporter binding
Source: RefSeq, a predicted model, not a curated record
UGCUGGCGCCCUAUCACUCGUCCGUGGGGCCGUCUCUCCCUAUAAAUGCUCCCACCCCACCGCCUGCCGAGCGGUGCACGCGUGCGUGGUCAGGAUUCUGCUGGACCCUGAGAAGAGCGGUAGUUGUGGUGCGCGUGCGCUCGUGCGCCGUGUCGGCCUUCAUCGGUGCUGCCACCCGCUAACGGCACUUACCCCAGCAGUCUGUUGGGGCUGUACGUGGAGGAGGGGAGAGGAGGGGAAGCCGUUCUCUUCGUAGUGUGCGCCCGUGUCGGACCCACGCCGUUUUUUUUUUUCAGCGAACGCCUUCGAACGAUGCCGGUCGAGGGGGCGCAAGCUUUGGAUGAAUGAGUGCAGGAGCCGCGCUUUUUUUUCUGAAACUCGCAGCGGGACGGCUGUCAAAGUUUGCUUUUGUUCUCGCACUCCGAUGGCCUCUUUAACAGUUGGGGAUGUCUGCGUCUGACCAAGGCAAGUGAAUCGCACGGAAAAGCCGAGGGCGCAAAGUUUCGUGAUUUUUUCUUUUCUUCUUGUUAUACAUUUGCCUUACGAAUCGUGCGUUUGUGUCUGUUGCCGAUGCCGCGUUGUCAUUCGGCCGAGCGAUCACUCGCAUUGUCUUCACCAUUGCUGGAAGAUUUCACAACAUUCAAUAGCGAACAAUAAAUGCGUUUGGAAUUGUACAAGGGCCGUGCGUAAAAUGUGCCGUGUGGGAGGCGUUUCCCUAACGCACAGAAAUAUUAUAGUUGUUGCUAUUUUUAGUUGGCGGAAUUUGGCCGGAGGAUACUCGGUCUGACAGGGCUGGAGAGGCAUUUGCUUCCAGGAAACAAUGAAAUGCGAGGAUUGAAAACAAAAAAACAUUCGGAAGCAUUCGAGGUCCAUGUUGAGAGCAUCUCUUGACGAAGCACUGACAGAAAGCAAAGCCGGUGCAAUGGGAUGAUAUGAAAUAGGUUGGUAUUACAAAUGUUGAAAGAGUGACUUUCAAUGGAGAGCUGGAUGUAAUUGAAUUCGUAAACAUUUCAGUUGCUAAAUAUUGCGGAGAGGGGGAGGGGUGGGGGGGGGAACCACCAUGAUCGUGUUAAGAAGACGCAAUUGUGGAAGCCCUGUCAGAAAAUAAAUAUCAAAACUAAUCACCCGGAGAUCGUUCAUUGACAACGCAAGACGGCUUCGAGACAAAUUUCAAGCAGGCCUCGGCAAGACCACGGAGACCUGGCGCGGAGGGACACAGACACCUCUGAUCGACAACACACACAGCGGCAACCACUCUCCAACUCGCCGGGCAUUCCGGCCCUGAGUAAACUCCACCAGGCCUCGGCAUCGGACUAGAUUGUUGCCCUGCGCCCGCGCCUCCGAUUAUCAGGGUUAGCCACGUGCGGUGCGAAAGAAGUUCAACGCGCAUGCAUCAGCCGGUCGGAGCCGUCAACUGCUGAAUCGGCCAUCGUCGGACCAUCGGCACGGACCGGGAGAUCGGCUUGGACCGUGCGGACUGCGCUAAAACCUUGCGGUGGGUCUGCGUGGGGCACGAGCGUCGGAAGCGUUUCAACAAAGCCUCGGAGAGGGACGGCAAGAAGAUGCAGGUGUCCAUCGCGUGCACGGAGCACGCCAUGAAGGGCCGGGGCGCCGGCGGGCCCUCGAGCGGCGAUGAGCGGCGUCAGACGGCGCAGAACAGCCCGGGCCCCGGCCUGGGAAACGGCGCACGCACCAAGUUCCGCGCCAUCGCGAUGGUGGCGCGCAGCGUGACGUCCGCCUUCCCCGCUGGCACGGGGGGCGGCGGGGGUCACGGUGCCGGGCCGCCCCGAGAGUGGACGGGGAAGCACAGCAGCAUGAAGUACAGAAACCUGGGGCGAUCGGGUCUCCGUGUGUCCUGCCUCGGACUGGGAACGUGGGUGACAUUUGGAGGGCAGAUCAGUGAAGAGGUGGCGGAGCAGCUCAUGACGGCGGCGUACGACCACGGCGUGAACCUGUUCGACACCGCAGAGGUGUACGCUGCGGGGAAGGCAGAGGUGAUCAUGGGGGACAUCAUCAAGAAAAAGGGCUGGAAGCGAUCAAGUCUGGUGAUCACGACCAAAAUCUACUGGGGAGGGAAAGCGGAGACGGAGCGAGGCCUCUCGCGGAAGCACAUCAUCGAAGGGCUGGCCGGCUCGCUGCAGCGGCUGCAGCUGGACUACGUGGACGUGGUGUUCGCCAACCGGCCCGACCCCAACACGCCCAUGGAAGAGGUGGUGCGCGCCAUGACCCACGUGAUCACGCAGGGCCGGGCCAUGUACUGGGGCACGUCGCGCUGGAGCAGCGCCGAGAUCAUGGAGGCCUACUCGGUGGCGCGUCAGUUCAACCUGGUGCCACCGGUGUGCGAGCAGGCCGAGUACCACCUCUUCCAGCGCGACAAAGUGGAGAUGCAGCUGCCAGAGCUCUACCACAAGAUCGGCGUGGGUGCCAUGACAUGGUCCCCGCUGGCGUGUGGGCUCCUGACUGGGAAGUACGAGGAUGGGAUCCCAAACUCCUGCCGAGCAGGACUGAAGGGCUAUCAGUGGCUGAAGGAGCGCGUGCACAGUGAGGAGGGGCGUCGACAGCAGGGCCAGCUCAAGGAGCUGCACACCCUCACUGAACAGCUGGAGUGCACGCUGCCACAGCUCGCCAUCGCCUGGUGCCUGAGGAGCGACGGCGUUAGCUCCGUACUGCUGGGAGCCUCCAAGGUGGAGCAGCUGCUUGAGAACCUGGGAGCCGUGCAGGUGCUGCCCAAGUUGAACCCCCUCGUUGUCGCCGAAAUCGACAACAUCCUGGGAAACAAGCCGCAAGGGAAGCGCGAGAGCCGCACAUAAGUCCGUGAACAGGAGUGGCGUUCACCCCCCGCCCGCCCCCUAACAGUAAUGAAGACUUGGGAUCGACAUGGACCCUUAGUUUCCUGUUGCGAAACAAUGUACCGUAACGGGGACUAAGCAGCUAUGCAGGGAAUGGACUGUUACACGUGUCUCCAUUUUUUUUUUUACAAAUAAUUUUUAAAUUUGUGAUUUGGGUCAUGUCGCUGGUAUACCAUAAUGGGCGACAAUGAGGGAGGCCUUUACCCAGUAGUGGGAAGUUACACACCGACAACAAUAGCGGCUGGUACAGCAAGGCCUGCUUUUGUGAAUCAUAUCACAUUGCCCUUCUCUGUGAACACACACACAGUGCUGUAUAGACAUGUAUGCAAGACAUAUAUAAAGUUGUGCACCUAUGCAGUUACUGCAUACACAAUGUACUUUUUUUAAUACAUGUAAAGCAGUAUAAAUGUGCCACAUUUGUUGUAUAUUAAAAAAAUGCCAAAUUUUUAAUAUACAAUAAUAUUGUGAACACAUUUCCACGACGGACGGUCAUAAUGAUCGUACUCACAUAUACACCAGGUUAACUAGUAUUGACUGAUAUCAUGCCCUGGUCACAUAGUAUGAAGUAUACAUGCUACAUUUCACAACGGCGUUCCCCCCAAGAGGGGUUGUGUUAGGGGAAGGCUGUCAGCAUGGAUUAACUGUAUUACCCUUGUUACAGGUGUGCUGAUCCUUACCUAGUUUUCUGGCAGCAAGACACCACACUCACUAUGCAAUGGAAGCUGUUAUUCGGAUGCAGGGGUUGGAGGAUGCAGAGAACAGAGAGCUCCAGAGCGAUUUUCUAUUGAACGAUUUUUGAGCCUGGAGCACGUCGUAACAGGCGCUAACGGUUUGAUGAGGUGCCUAGGCAGGACUCUCUCCCUGUUGAACGAACACCCAGAUAUGUACACAGCGCAUUAUGAGAACAUGUAAUUUGUGAUAUAUUUUCCCAUUUAUCAUCAUCAUCCUUUGCUAAAGAGGCUGUGGGUAAUCACUGUAAACCAAAUUUGUAAUACUAUUUAAGUUAGUGUAACUUUACGUAACUUUUCCUGAAGCAUCUGCAUGGGUACAGAUGUAAUUCUCAAGUGAUCAACCACGUGGCUUUUUCUGGGUUACUCCCAGUUAAUAAAAAAACCCCACUGAAUUGGCCUGCCUGUAGUAGGCCCCCUCACCAACAGCAAAAAAAGGGAGAAAGUUGAAACAUCCUAUUGCAGGACCCUCUUUAAUAAGAGUCGAGGUAACUCAUUGGAUUAAUUGGUUUCAAGGACAUUAUUACCCCAGCACUGAUAAGGCAUGCCUAUUCUUAUGUAUUCAUGACAUUACCAUCAGUGGUAAGGUUAAUCCCUCUGAAAGCACAUUCAAUUCAGGAAUUACAGCACCACGUGCCCUGUGCUUCCAAGCGUGUUUAUGCAAGCAGUGACAAUGAAGGCAUUUGUUUUAACUGUUAAAGGUCGUUUGUUAUUCUGCUCGGACACUAUUACUGGUUUCAUGAAUAAGUUAGUGCACAUAUACUGGUAUGUUCAUGUAAGCGUAACAUACAUAGCACUUGUGGGUGAGAUUAAAUGCAGUGGUCGCCUGCCCAUCAUAUACAUUAUCCCAUUUUAAAGAGUUGUAUACAAUUCUUAAGUUAUAUCGGAAGGGGCAAGGGACAGAAUGGGCUCAGUCUUCCAAUAAGUGAACCCUUGCUCUAUUGAUGCUCUCUUUUUUAAACAACUUGCCAGAAUUAUUGCAUCUUUGAUAGAUUGUGCAGUAGUUGCAAUUCGUAAACAUUGUAUGAGCUUCCAAGCAAUUAUUAGGACUCAUGAAUGCUGUUAAUCCGCAUUCCAUGCAGAAAUACACUUGCAGCAACACAUACAUGCGGCGUAUUAAACCUCCACGUUUUUUUAUAACCUGAUGAGCACAUUAUUAAGAUAUUGUACAAUAAUACGAUUCAUUUGGGAUGUUUACAUGAUAGAGUUGGCUGUGGGAUUGUGGGCUAAAGAAUCGUCGUGUAGAUGUAUGGCUAUGAAUAGGAAUGAACCCUUACAAUGUGCCUGUGGUUAUCCGACCCAUGCAAUUGAAUAAAUAUACGGCAAUAAGGCCUUGUAGCAUGUGCACAAUACACCGUUCACUUAUAGUGCAUACUGUAUAUGGUUUCCAUAAUGCAGUGUAUAUAAUAAAUUCCUGCUGUGGCAUGAUACAUGUUGGGUUAAUGUUAUUUAACAAUUUAAAUCAAUUUAUGCAUUUUGAGUAAGCAUGAUCAUUUAAUAUCGCAUUACCUCUGUUAUGUACAAUGAAAGAUGAUACAUUGCUCAGAUUUUUCACAAAGAAUGUGUAAUAUGCUAAAACACAUUAUCCAGACGUAAUAUUAUGGAUACAAUAAAGAAAACGACGUAAUUAUGUAUAUGCAAUUACCCUUUGCUUUAUAUUAGUCGUGUAAACAUGCAGAGUGAUGGUCAUGGCUAGGUAUGUAUUAUGCUCUGUUUUGUAUACAGGAUGUAUAUAAAGGACUGUAAAUGUGUUUGAAUUACAGUAUGCAAUAUGUCAAUAGUAUAUAUUAUUAAAGAAGGCCCAUUGACCAAA